CGAGCGCCUCCACUGCUGGUCCGUUGGCCAGAUCAACUCGCCGCGUGGGCCGGCCGUUCCCUGAGAGUCUGAGCGCUCGCCGCACCCCCCUUCCGAGCUUCUAUUGGCCGUAGCAGACGUCCGUCUGCCGCUAUCUCCGCCCCAAUACGGAAGCAGCCUAGUCCUCCGGCUCCGACAGCUGGGUGUCCAGGCCAUGGGGCAGCCCUGGGCGGCUGGGAGCACGGACGGGGCGCCCGCGCGGCUGCCUCUCGUGCUCACCGCGCUGUGGGCCGCGGCCGUGGGCCUGGAGCUGGCUUACGUGCUGGUGCUCGGUCCCGGGCCGCCGCCGCUGGGACCCCUGGCCCGGGCCUUGCAGCUGGCGCUGGCCGCCUUCCAGCUGCUCAACCUGCUGGGCAACGUGGGGCUCUUCCUGCGCUCGGAUCCCAGCAUCCGGGGCGUGAUGCUGGCCGGCCGCGGUCUGGGCCAGGGCUGGGCUUACUGCUACCAGUGCCAAAGCCAGGUGCCGCCACGCAGCGGACACUGCUCUGCCUGCCGCGUCUGCAUCCUGCGUCGGGACCACCACUGCCGCCUGCUGGGCCGCUGCGUGGGCUUCGGCAACUACCGGCCCUUCCUGUGCCUGCUGCUUCAUGCCGCCGGCGUCCUGCUCCACGUCUCUGUGCUGCUGGGCCCUGCACUGUCGGCCCUGCUGCGAGCCCACACGCCCCUCCACAUGGCUGCCCUCCUCCUGCUUCCCUGGCUCAUGUUGCUCACAGACAAUCCAUGUCCUGCCACAGCUCUGACCACCACAAAGAGGAGUCCUCGGUGUCCACGCUCGAUAUUGUGCAUGUGUCUCCAGCAGCUUAGUGAGCACCCUCGCCUGCCUCCUGCUCAUCUCCACAGGGAGGUCCCAUCAAUACCUCAGGCUCAAUGCUGCGGAAACCAGCCUCAUGGUCCUGCCUCCGUCACUGCCUCCCUGUCCAUCAAGUCACCUAGGUCCACCCCUCACAUCUCACCGUUUGCAGGAUCACAUGACUCUUCCCCAGGCCACGUCCAGGGCCCACCCCGCCCCCACCCCACUGUCCCUCCUCUUCCAGACUGGGCACCUCGGUCCCCCAGGCUGGCUUCGCUCUUCCGUUUAUGUGUGAAGUGGCUUCUGCCAUUCAGGAGUUUCACAUUUUAUGUGCUUUUUCUCCAGUACUUCUACAAUUUAUUUUUAAUCUAUCCAGAACUAAUUUUUGUGGCUGGUAUGAAGAAAAGGUCUGAUUUUCUUCCUUUUUUUUUUUUUUUUUUUGAGACAGAGUUUCACUCUUGUUACACAGGCUGGAGUGCAAUGGCGCGAUCUCAGCUCACUGCAACCUCCGCCUCCCGGGUUCAAUCGAUUCUCCUGCCUCAGCCUCCCGAGUAGCUGGAAUUACAGGCAUGCGCUGCCAAGCCUGGCUAAUUUUUUGUAUUUAGUAGAGACGGGGUUUCACCAUGUUGGUCAGGCUGGUCUCAAACUCCGGACCUCAGGUGAUCUGCCCACCUCGGCCUCCCAAAGUGCUGGGAUUACAGGUGUGAGCCACCGCACCUGGCCAAAAAGGUCUAAUUUUCUUUUCUAGAAGCAAGUUGUCCUGAUUGUGUGUUUUUGGACAGUCUCACAUUUCCCUGCCAAUUCAAAAUGACACCUUUCUCACACUCUGACUUUCCACAUGUUCAGGGUCAGUUUCUGGACUUCCUAAUCCUGCCCCGAUCUCCAUUCUAUUUCUGCAUCCACACCACAGCUUCUGAUUCCCACAGCUUGAGUUCAUUUUGCUACCUGAUAGGGUAAGUCCCCUCAUUCUUAUUUUCCCCAAUCUUCUUAGGUUUACUCUUUGAAUCAACUGGCCAGGUCCUUAAAACAAACCC
This is a messenger RNA of Gorilla gorilla gorilla (western lowland gorilla), 1863 nucleotides long. It is a transcript of the gene ZDHHC24, whose product is annotated as zDHHC palmitoyltransferase 24. Gene Ontology annotation, molecular function: protein-cysteine S-palmitoyltransferase activity. The transcript has 3 exons. The record is from RefSeq and is a predicted model, not a curated record. Gene Ontology annotation, cellular component: Golgi apparatus; endoplasmic reticulum. Lineage: Eukaryota; Metazoa; Chordata; Mammalia; Primates; Hominidae. Gene Ontology annotation, biological process: peptidyl-L-cysteine S-palmitoylation; protein targeting to membrane. The coding region runs from base 194 to 1384 and encodes 396 amino acids.